UUUUGUUUUCCAGUUCAAUUUUUCUUUACAUUAAGCUGUACUGCGUUCAGUUGUUCAUGCUGAGACAUCUAAUACUUUAAUUGACUCGUUUCUGUUGUUAAGGGUUAAAGUUUGCUUGAUUUAGUUGUCCUUGACUAUCAUGCUGCACUAUUUGCAUAUAUAAAUCAGGUUUUAUGACAACUAACAAACAAAAAUCUAUUUCAGAAGUUCUACAGUAAACCUACAGUAAGGGCAAUGUCUGCAGAAAUACCUCAAAACCAAACUGUGAUAGAAAACAGCAGCUCAGGUCAACAAACAGACCCUUCGGCAAAAGUUCAGACCAUGUGUCCUAUUGUCCAGCAGCAUAGAGAAAACAUGCAGAGUGACCGGCAGCAUCAGAUGAAUGAAUCUGACCCCAGUAACCCAUCUCAGUCAUUGAGUCAGGAGAUAUUUGAGCAGGUGUCUGAUGUAGGUACCUCUCAACAUACCCAACAUUUAAUGUCUCAGAGAUUUCCCAAAGAGAGUCGAGGUCAAGAUGAGCUGCUUCUUCAGCUUCAGGUGAAACAGUUGCAGAAGGUUUUACAGGAACAGAAUGCGUUGCUUUCUCUCAUCAGUCCAGGGCUGAUUUUAUCUCCCACAUUCUUAGCGCAUCUGCAAGCCCAGACACCUUCAGGCUUUCCACAAACUGCUCCUGUCAACCUUACCGAGAAUUCGCCUGCUUUAAAGGAAAACUUAACCAAACCCACAUUGUCUAGUAAGGUUGAGAAUGGGCCUGAAGGCACUGAUGUUACUGUCAACAGAACACAAUCGAUAGAGCCCAGAAUCUUAUCACCAAUUAAAGAAGAACGGUCAGAGCUUGGCGUAGACAACUGUUUCUGUAGCCCAUUUGGAUCCAGACGAAAUGUCCUGGCAAACCCAGAGGAAAGGCCUAUUUGCCCAGGACUUAAAGAGAAGCAAAAAACGUUUGAAGAGUUUGUUGAGGAACAUCUCAAAGUACAUCAGCCUGUUCUCCAACAGGACGAUCAGACUUGUAGACAAAUCACACAAGCACAAAAGAAGGAUUUCCUUCGUAAAGGAGAAGGAAUGUCUAGGAUUGUGAAGGGUAAGGAUGGCUCACAGAUAAUCCAAAGGAGAAAUUCUCUUAGUCCACAAUUCAUGAAUCUGAAGUCCAUGCCUCAGAAGAUAUCCUCUGUUGAACUUCAUCAAAAUGGAAAAAAGAAUGAGAUGCCAAAUAUCAGCUGUACCAGAAGAUAUUCACUCCCAAAUGUAAAGGACUUGGGUAACCUUGGUGACCGGAAAUGUGACCUUGAAGAUUUUCAGAGGAAGCCCAUUGAUCCACAAGAUGACCAUUUGCAGAAACAGGCUUACAAACCUCUGACGUCUAGCCUUGUUGACAAGACAAACUCGCUCAAAAAUAAGCAUAGUUCUGAAGAACAGGGUAAAACCAACAAAGCUAUGUCCCAAAAAAGUGGAUUAAAUAAACCAAGCUGUCCUAGAGAUGUCCGGAAAGUGGACUCCUUUAAUGAAAAUGUUGGCUUUAAAAAAAUUAAUGACCACAUUGUCAAAGUCAAAGAAAAAAGUGACCCAGCUACAAGCCGUUUGCAUGGCCGAAGCGAAUUUAACAAAGAGUUGGGUUUAAGCAAUGAGGUAAUGGAGUCUCUGGCUCUUAGUGAUUCCAAUGACAGCACAAGCAGUGAGGAUGGACCCAUUUCUCAAUCUCACAGACCAUUGCCUCAUUUUCCCUCAAGGCACACAGAUUAUAAAGAUCAAAGUUUAGAUCUGUCAGACGAUGACUAUGCAAGCGAUGCCCCGAGUGAGACUGAGAUAGUUAAUGAAAAACAUCGUUCCUCAACUCCUACCUCCAGUUCUUCAAGCUCCAGUAGUGACUCAGAACUUCAAAGCUUACAGGUGCCAAUGACAAACCAUUUCAAGAAAACAGAAGAUCAACACGUUCAACCUGAGGGAAAAUGGCCAGGAGAUACUGUCUGUGAUUUCAGACCACCUUCAAGACUCACGAAGGAGACAGGGCAGCAUGACUUUAAUGAUGGAGAUAACCACACACCUGUCAGAAGACAUAAAGAAGACCCAUCUGAAAUUUGUAAGACUCAGGAUCUGAAGCAGCAGAUCUUCUCUCUAAAGCAGAAGUUGAUGGAGAGGGAGGUUCAUUGGUCUCAGGUCCACAAUCUCCUGCAGAACCGUGUGGAAGCCCUCACCAAAGAGAACCAGGAGCUUAGCAAACUCAGUGGGAAUGGAAGAUCUCAACUUGGAUCAUACAAUACAGGUAAUACGAGCAGAGAGGACAUGCAGAGAAACUCUGGAGUCAGAAGUGCAACUCCUGCGUUUACCAAACCCUCUGUCCACAAGAAGGAAACACAAAGAGGACACCUGGCCAACGAACACACAGCCAUCUCUUUGAGAAAGAGUUCUGCAUGUUCACUUGAUGUUGGGAAUCUUGAUAGUAAUGCCAUGAUAACCCAAGGCAGACAGGGAAGUUUGUUUCAGCGCAAUAUUGACUGCAGUGAUGCACAAAUGACAUCUCAAUCCAGAAAAGAUCAAGUGAAAGAAGAGAUACGCUAUCCAGAUGGAAGGGUAGAGCGUCUUUUCUUGAACGGAUGUCGCGUAAUCACAUUUCGCAAUGGAACGAAGAAGGAGAUUGGUGUUGACAGGUCUAUCACAGUUACCUUCUUUAAUGGAGAUGUUAAACAUAUACUGGCUGACGGGACUGUGAUAUACUAUUAUUGUGAUGCUCAAACGACACAUUCAACUUAUCCAUCUGGUUUGGAGGUUCUGCAGUUUCCAAACAACCAAAGAGAAAAACGCUAUCCUGAUGGUAAAAGAGAAAUAGCCUUUCCUGAUGGCACAGUCAAGAUACUCUACCCGGAUGGUCGAGAGGAAAGCAUUUUUUCGGAUGGAACGGUCGUCCGGAUAUCAAAUCACUGUGAAAAGAUAGUGGAGUUUACUAAUGGCCAAAGGGAGAUCCAUACUGCGCAGUAUAAGCGGAGAAUGUACCCAGAUGGGACGAUUAAAACUGUCUACACAAACGGGAGGCAGGAGACCAAGUUCUCAUCCGGGAGGGUUCGCAUAAAGAACGAUGAAGGCAUCGUUAUAAUGGACAAGAAAUAAAUCCCUUUUCAUUUAAUUAUUUGAUUUUUUUUAUUGUUAAAGACAUUUCACAAGACUUUUUUAAGAUGUCAAAUAAAUCUUUGGUGUCCCCAGAGUACACAUGUGAAGUUUUAGCUCAAAAUAUCAUAUAGAUAAUUUAUUAUAACAUGUUAAAAUUGCCACUUUAUAGGUGUGAGCAAAAAUGUACAGUUUUUGGGUGUGUCCUUUUAAAUGCAAAUGAGCUGAUCUCUGCACCAAAUGGCAGUGCUGUGGUUGGAUAGUGCAGAUUAAGGUUAUCCCCUUCUGACAUCACAAGAGGAGCCAAAUUUCAAUGACCUAUUUUUUCACAUGCUUGCAGAGAAUGGUUUAACAAAACUAAGUUACUGGGUUGAUCUUUUUCACAUUUUCUAGGUUGAUAAAAGCACUGGAGACCCAACUAUAGCACUGACUUAAACAUUGGAAAAAGUCAGAUUUUCAUGAUAUGUCCCCUUUGAUAUAAUGUUGGUGUAAAAAUAGACACAAAGCCAUAAUCUGCGUCAUAAUGGCUCAUUGGGUAGCACUGUUGGCUCACUGCAAGACAACCCUCUGUUUGAGCCCUGCUGGGUCAGGUGGCCUUUCUGUAGAUUUUGCAUUUUUUUCCCUGUAUCACUGUGGAUUUACUCUGUGUACUCCAUUUUCCUCCCACAGUCCAAAGAUAUUCCCAUGUAAAAAAGUAAAACACUUCCAUAAUGUACUUAACUCUUUUCCCACCAGCAGUUUUUAAAAAGUUGCCAGCCAGCGCCAGCAUUUUUCAUGAUUUUCACAAAAGUUUAAUGUCUUACAGAAAAUGUUCUUCUUUAAAUAUAUAAACAUACAAUAUAAAUAAAGGAACCCUCUGUUUAAAAAAAAAACUUUCAUCCUACCUUGAUUAGUUAUCUUCUUAUCACCUCUCACAUAUGGGUAGGUUUCUUCAAAAACACAAAAUUUUGAGCAAAAAGCUGAGAUAAUAAAUUUUUUGUGAAGAACUUUUGAUAGAGAUCCUAUUCAGAGUGAUCCUCAAAACAUACACAGAGUUCUUUCUCUUUCACGUGAGGCAUUACUUCCGGGUUGUAUAAGUUGUGGAAAGACAGAAAUUUAGAUAAUCUUAAAAACAUCUAAGUGUACUAUUUUGUUGUGCUAUUUUGAGACACAGUGAAUAAAAUGUGCUAAAAAUGUAUAAAUGUAUUUACGUACCACUUGUAGCAAACUUGAACAUCUCUUUGUAUAAAAUAUGGGUUCAAGUUUACCACAAGUGGGAACUAAAUAUAUUUUUAAUACAUAGACAGUAUGUUAAAAGUACAUUUUAGUUCACAUUCAUGGUAGCUCAAAGUAGCAAGGAUUAUCUAAAUUUUUAGUAUAUUAAGUAGGGAUGCACUGCUAGGAUUUUUUUGGGCCGAUACCGUUUUAAACAGACAACUUCUGGCCGAUACCGAUAUUAAACACUUGUAUACAAUACUAUACAGUUGGUCUAUUAGCUAGUUUAUUUCUGCAUCAAAUUAUUUUUACUGAACAUGCAUGGAUUAGAUCUAAUUAACAUUCAACUGACCAACAUAAUAAGAGAGGCACAAAUUAAGCUAAAACAAAUAUAAUAAGACAGGAUGACAACCUUCAAAGGUGGUUUUUGCUAUUCAGCAUUUCUUUUAUUAACAACAUUAACUCAUUUUUUACAUAUAAUGGAUUUCUUUAAUAAACCAUAAAUAAUGCCAGUGCUAUUGCUUUAAACAGAGUAUAAAUAUUGCUACUUCAAAAAAAGAUGGACUUCUUUUCCCCUACUAAAAUGCAGUCUGUUUCUUUUAUUGUCCAAGACAUUUGAGCUAGCUCAACAAAGGUUUUCUGUCGGUGCUUAAGUAUAGUGCACACCAGAACAUGAAAUCAUUUUAAUAGAACAACAGACAUGCAACUCAUUGCCUUUAUGUGGUUAAUUAAUAAACAAUCGGUAUCGGCCGUUCUCGUCUUAUUGCCGAUAUGCCGAUGGUUUCAAAUUCAUCAAAAAUCGGCCGAUAAAUAUCGGCGGCCGAUACAUCGGUGCAUCACUAAUAUUAAGUAUAAGAUUAGUGUGUGAAAAUAGAGCACAUUAAGUACAUUAAGGAAGUGUACUUCUUUAUCACCUGGGCAUGUAAGUUGUGUAAACUGGAGAUGCCAAAUUGCCCUUGCCCCAAUAGAUCAACUGCUUGAAUGGCAUUACGAAAUAAAUAAAUAACAAACCAUGAUCAUGUGCAAUUUAAAUGUUUUAUUUUGAUUUAAAUUGGCCUGUAUUGCUUCACCUUCAGUUACCAA
This is a messenger RNA of Misgurnus anguillicaudatus (oriental weatherfish), 5376 nucleotides long. NCBI's taxonomy places the organism in Eukaryota, Metazoa, Chordata, Actinopteri, Cypriniformes, Cobitidae. The record is from RefSeq and is a predicted model, not a curated record.